Messenger RNA from Anopheles merus, 770 nucleotides. RefSeq names its product protein BUD31 homolog (gene l(1)10Bb). NCBI's taxonomy places the organism in Eukaryota, Metazoa, Arthropoda, Insecta, Diptera, Culicidae. Gene Ontology annotation, cellular component: spliceosomal complex; nucleus. The record is from RefSeq and is a predicted model, not a curated record. The coding region runs from base 6 to 548 and encodes 180 amino acids. The transcript is spliced from 2 exons. Gene Ontology annotation, biological process: mRNA splicing, via spliceosome.
CACCGAUGUUUACCGCUUUGUUGUUGUUGAAGUGCAAACCCGACACAGUGCCGCCGCAGUUUCUCCAUUCUUUCCCUAAAAUCUAUCCAUUUUCGUCAACUGCAGAGAGCAAGAUGCCGAAGGUCCGCAGAAGCAGAAAACAGCCACCGGAGGGAUGGGAGCUGAUCGAACCAACGCUGGAAGAGCUGGAACAAAAGAUGCGAGAAGCCGAAACGGAGCCACACGAAGGGAAACGAAUAACGGAAUCGUUGUGGCCAAUCUUCAAAAUCCAUCACCAGAAAUCGCGCUACAUAUACGACCUGUUCUACCGCCGGAAAGCAAUCAGCCGAGAGCUGUACGACUACUGUCUGAAGGAGAAAAUUGCCGACUCGAACCUGAUAGCGAAGUGGAAAAAGUCGGGCUAUGAAAACCUCUGCUGCCUGCGCUGCAUACAAACGAGGGACACCAACUUCGGCACGAACUGCAUUUGCCGUGUACCGAAAUCGAAGCUAGAGGAAGGACGCGUCGUCGAGUGCGUGCAUUGCGGGUGUCGCGGCUGCUCCGGAUGAAGCGGUGGCGUAAAUGUGCCGCUAGUAGUAAACCAUUCACUAGCGAUGGCUGAAACGUUGCGUAUUUGCAUUAAAGUGAUAUGAGAAUAAGUUUGCGAAGUGGUUUCUGUUUCUUUUCCUCUUUUCGGCCGUCUGUGGCCUAUUAAACUUUCUUUUUUCUUCAAUCUUGGACGAAAGUUAAUGAGCACGAAUACAACAUAACUAUUUAUGUAUUCUGAUAUA